This is a messenger RNA of Xiphophorus maculatus (southern platyfish), 3439 nucleotides long. RefSeq names its product DNA (cytosine-5)-methyltransferase 3A. The record is from RefSeq and is a predicted model, not a curated record. Gene Ontology annotation, biological process: negative regulation of DNA-templated transcription. Bases 321 to 3290 code for a protein of 989 amino acids. The transcript is spliced from 23 exons. Gene Ontology annotation, molecular function: methyltransferase activity. Gene Ontology annotation, cellular component: nucleus; cytoplasm. Lineage: Eukaryota; Metazoa; Chordata; Actinopteri; Cyprinodontiformes; Poeciliidae.
CUUGCUGCGCGUCUGGAGAGGAGGUUCUGUCAGGCCGGGGGUGGUGGUGGAGGACGGGGGCGAAAGAGGAAGGAGGCUCCGGGAGCAAGCGAGACAAAAAAGGGUCAGCCCUGGGACUUGGGAGAACUGGGUAACGAACACACGGAGAGAAGACAAGAAGGGUCAUCUCUAAUUUCAUCAUUUUUUUUUUUCUGGGUUCCUUUUUGAAGUUCAUUUUCACUGGAAACUUCCCCCCCUCCAAUCUCACCGCCAUUCAUCUGACAUCUGCCCCCCUCAACUCCCCUCUCGGCCCCCACCAUAAAAGCCUGUAAGUCUCAACAAUGCCAUCCAACACUGUCACCAACUCCAACUCCAUCUCAUGCAAAGGCUCGGAUUUCGUGGAUUCACCCGGAAACAGAAUGGGUGAGAGCGUAUUACUGGACGUGGGACAAAUGAAGGAGCCGAGGUCAACGUUUAGCAGUGCCUCCUUUAAAGUUGGAAAACCUGGAAGGAAGCGUAAGCAGUUCCCAGUCGAGAGCUGCGGAUCCAUCACGGGCUGCGCGAGCGUUUGCAACAGUUACCUCGAGCUGUGCCGGCCAUCCAUAUCGCAAGUCUACAACGGAGAAACCGACUCACGCGGAGACAAGACGCCCGACGCCUGCUUCCCCAGACAGGAGAAGCGGGAAGUGGAGAAUGGAAUUCCCAGAUGCCCGUCCUCCUACCAGGAGGAGGACGGCUCCCAGGGUCAGAGCCCCAGUCCCUCCCAGGAGAACGGCUUCCUGUCCAGCCAGGAGGACCGGGAGCUGGAGAAAGACAAGGACGACGGCCUGAUGAUGCCGCGCAAGAAAAGAGGGAGGCGGAAACUGGAGCGGCCAACGAAGUAUGUGGAGCACAAGGAAGACGACGGGUGUGACACAAUCAAGACUGAGGGAGGUCGAGGCAGGCUACGAAGGGGAGUUGGUUGGGAGAUCAGCCUUCGACAGAGGCCAAUGCCCAGAAUAACCUUCCAGGCUGGUGACCCUUAUUACAUUAGCAAGCGGACCAGGGAGGAGUUGAUGGCCAAGUGGAAGAUGGAGGCAGAGAAAAGAGCCAAGCUAAUGUCAGAGAUCAACAUAAUGAAGGACCUGGAGAAGAACGACGCAGAGAGCCGGACAGAGGAGCUCCCAAUAACCAAACACCCGCAGCCUUCAAAGCAACAACCUCAGCCUCAGCCGCACAGCCAGCCUCUGCCGCAGCCUCAGUAUCAGCAGCAAUCACAGCCGCCUCUGCCGCAGCAAAAGCAGCAGCAGCAGCAGCAGCAACACAAGCAGCCGCCUCAACAGCAGCAACCUACUGACCCGGCUUCUCCCACUGUGGCCACCACUCCGGAGCCUGUCGCCAUCGGAGGAGAGGAAAAAACUUCCCAAAAGUCUUCAGACACUGAGCCCGAGUAUGAGGACGGCCGUGGUUUUGGCAUCGGCGAGCUGGUUUGGGGGAAGCUGCGAGGAUUUUCUUGGUGGCCAGGCCGCAUCGUAUCCUGGUCUGUGACGGGCCGGAGCAGAGCCGCCGAGGGAACCAGAUGGGUCAUGUGGUUUGGAGACGGGAAAUUCUCAGUGGUAUGUGUAGAGAAACUUCUGCCUUUAAGUUCAUUUAAUAAUGCCUUUCACCAACCAACUUACAACAAACAGCCCAUGUACAAGAAAGCAAUCUACGAAGUGUUACAGGUGGCUAGUAGCCGGGCAGGGAAAGCCUUCAUAGCCUGCCCCGACAGCGAUGAAAGUGAAACCUCCAAAUCAGUGGACAUGUUAAACAAGGAGAUGAUUGAGUGGGCGAUGACCGGGUUUCAGCCCACUGGACCUAAGGGCUUAGAGCCUCCUGAAGAGGAGCGUAACUCCGAGGUUUACCCCGAGAUGUGGGUGGAGCCCGAAGCGGCGGCCUACACGCCCCCCCCAGCCAAAAAGCCUCGCAAAAGCACGGUGGAGAAACCAAAAGUCAAGGACAUCAUCGAUGAGAGGACACGAGAGCGACUUGUUUAUGAAGUGAGACAAAAGUGCCGCAGCUUGGAGGACAUCUGCAUCUCUUGUGGAAGUCUGAACGUGAGCCUGGAGCACCCGCUGUUCGCUGGAGGAAUGUGCCAGAGCUGCAAGAACUGCUUCCUGGAAUGUGCGUACCAAUACGACGAUGACGGUUAUCAGUCGUACUGCACUAUUUGCUGCGGCGGACGUGAGGUGCUCAUGUGUGGAAACAACAACUGCUGCAGGUGUUUCUGUGUGGAAUGUGUAGACCUCCUCGUCGGUCAAGGAGCCGCCCACGCUGCCAUCAAAGAGGACCCGUGGAACUGCUUCAUGUGCAGUCCGAAGGGCGUGUUUGGCCUUCUGGAGCGCCGCUCAGACUGGCCCGACCAUCUGCAGCUCUUCUUCGCAAAUAAUCAUGACCAAGAUUUCGAUCCACCAAAGCUUUAUCCCCCAGUCCUGGUGGAGAAGAGGAGGCCCAUUCGUGUUCUGUCGCUGUUUGAUGGCAUAGCAACAGGACUGCUGGUGUUAAAAGAACUUGGCAUCCAAGUGGAUCGCUACGUAGCGUCCGAGGUGUGUGAAGACUCAAUCACAGUGGGCAUGGUCCGACAUCAGGGGCGGAUCAUGUACGUUGGGGAUGUGAGGAGUGUCACACGCAAACAUAUUCAGGAGUGGGGUCCGUUUGACCUCGUCAUUGGUGGAAGUCCCUGCAACGACCUCUCGAUAGUCAAUCCUGCUCGGAAGGGCGUUUAUGGAGGCAGCGGCCGCCUCUUCUUUGAGUUCUACCGGCUGCUCCACGAGGCUCGGCCGAAGGAAGGAGACGACAGACCGUUCUUCUGGCUCUUUGAAAACGUUGUUGCGAUGGGUGUGAGCGACAAGAGGGACAUCUCUCGCUUUUUAGAGUGUAAUCCAGUUAUGAUUGAUGCCAAGGAGGUGUCUGCUGCCCACCGCGCCCGUUACUUUUGGGGUAACCUCCCUGGCAUGAACAGACCUCUGUCGGCCAUGUGCUCCGACAGGCUGGACCUCCAGGACUGUUUGGAGCACGGCAGAACGGCAAAGUUUGAGAAGGUGAGGACCAUCACCACCAGGUCUAACUCCAUCAAGCAAGGGAAGGACCAGCAUUAUCCCGUCUAUAUGAAUGAAAAAGAAGACAUCCUCUGGUGCCCUGAGAUGGAAAGGGUAUUCGGCUUCCCAGUCCACUAUACAGACGUUUCCAACAUGAGCCGACUGGCGAGGCAGAGGCUCCUGGGCCGAGCGUGGAGCGUCCCCGUCAUCCGCCACCUGUUUGCACCACUUAAAGAUUACUUUGCCUGUGUUUGAGGAGCGAGACGUUGCCUUUCAGGCUAUUUAGGAACUAGAAAUAAUAAGAGCCUUGAUUCUCAGAUUAUACUUAUACGUACAGUACAGACCAAAAGUUUGGACACACCUUUUAAUUCAAUGAGUUUCCUUUAUUUUCAUGACUAUUGACA